CACAACUGCGAGCAAGCGGCGGCAGCAUCGAACGCCAAACUCCCAACUCGAACUUCUGCUGCCGCUCAACGCGGCCCAACCGACUCCGGUAACAUGCCGAUAUCCAAGCGCAACCGGACCGUGACACUGUCGAAGACGAAGAAGAAGGGGAGGAAACACAAGGAAGCGGUGGCGAACGCGAUCAAGCAGGCGCUGGAGGAUUCCGGCUCCUCCUAUGUGUUCACGCUCCAGAACAUGAGGAAUCAGAGGUUGAAGGAGUUCAGGGAGCGACUCAAAUCCACCAGCAGGUUCUUUCUUGGGUCGAACAAAGUCAUGCAGAUAGCCUAAGGGCGAUCCAUAGCCGAUGAAGUGAAAAGCCCCGCGUUUGUAAACUUUCUAAGGUACAUUUUCAUGUUCUUCCCCUUUUAAAAUUUGUCAUUGUUAUUUGCUAGAGAUUUCAUGACUUUUUUAUCAUUGUUCAUGCAAUCCAAUCUGUAUACUGUAUCUGGACUAAUCUUGUCAACGAGGAGGUUCAAAGGUAGUAGUCCUGGAUAUUUGUUUCAAUAUACUUGUUCAAUCUUUUGUGUCUAUAUGUGCUUCUUCAUUGGACAUCCUGGUUAUAAUGGGUUCAUGUCGAGGUGGGGUGCCAUUGUACCCUUCCAAGACCAUUCUGUAGCAGUUGCGGAAGCCUUGCACACUGGCUGCCCUUGGGACACUUAGCCUACUGCUUUGGUUAAAUAGCUAUGCUGCAUUCGUUGAUGGUCACUUCAGAUUUUAGGUGUAUGUAGCUGUCUGUCCCACCAAAGGCUUGUGUUGGCUGCAUUCUUGAGUUAUGGAGUUAUGUCAUAAUGCAAAUGCAUUUUAGACCUCUUUAUUUUGUUUCUACGUUCUGCUAUUUGUUUGUUGACAUUUUUUUUUUUUGUUCUUCCAACCACCGCUACUAUAUUAUAUGCUAAAUUGUAACAGACAACUGCAUUUAUAUACAUGAUCUGCCACAUUCCCACAUGCAUACGAUCUAUCUUUCUUGUCUUUCCUUUUAUGGUACCAUUUGAUGCGAUCGCUGAUUGUUUUAUGAGUCUUUUGUUCGCUCCCUGUGUUAAGGUAGCUUACUGAUAUUGAAAUCUCUUAUUGUGCGAUUGCUAUUAUUGAUGUUGGCGACUGUCGAUGUUUGCUAAGUUGUCUUAGAUGGUAAAACUCAAUUCAAUUGCCACCUUUGCUAUUAAAAAGUAUGCCAACUAUUAGUUUUCGAUGACAAAUUGGUCCUUUUUUAUUUUCCUUUUUUUUUUUUUGGAAAAUAAGUGGAAGUCUAGCCCUAACCACGAUUCAGUUUGAACCAAAACUGAACUAAGCCAAGCUGAAACUAGAAUUGAACC
Molecule: messenger RNA, 1352 nt
Organism: Musa acuminata AAA Group (dessert banana)
Lineage: Eukaryota; Viridiplantae; Streptophyta; Magnoliopsida; Zingiberales; Musaceae
Exons: 3
Coding region: 94-327 (77 amino acids)
Biological process (GO): ribosomal large subunit biogenesis; nuclear-transcribed mRNA catabolic process; rRNA processing
Cellular component (GO): nucleolus; preribosome, large subunit precursor
Molecular function (GO): RNA binding
Source: RefSeq, a predicted model, not a curated record